Molecule: messenger RNA, 2771 nt
Organism: Volvox carteri f. nagariensis
Lineage: Eukaryota; Viridiplantae; Chlorophyta; Chlorophyceae; Chlamydomonadales; Volvocaceae
Gene: mitc9
Product: mitochondrial substrate carrier
Exons: 9
Coding region: 156-1475 (439 amino acids)
Biological process (GO): mitochondrial L-ornithine transmembrane transport
Molecular function (GO): L-ornithine transmembrane transporter activity
Source: RefSeq, a predicted model, not a curated record
CGCGGCGUAAUUAAGGAGAUCCCGUAACACAGGAUACUUAACCCCAAGCAAAUAUUAGGUACGACUAGCAGCCAUGCACCGACGACCUCCUUGGACGCAAUGAUUCCGCGAUAACUGCUCUACAGCUCGCUAGCAUCCAUUCACUACCUCUCAUUAUGAGGCCUGGGGACGAACGGGGGCAGCAGCACACUCAGCAUCAGCAGCAGCCCCCGUGUCAGGGCCAUCGGAGCAGGGGGCUGCCGACUGUGGCGAAGGAGCUCCUAGCGGGAUUUGCCGCUGGCGCAUCCAACGUGACGAGCGGUUACCCCUUCGACACGGUCAAGGUUCGGCUGCAGUCGGCCUGUCCAGGUCAGUACCGAGGUGCCUGGCACUGCCUAACGACAAUUGUACGACACGAGGGUAUUCGUCGGGGUCUGUUUCGGGGGCUGUCGUCGCCCCUGAUAGGGGGUACUGCGGAAACCGGCAUCAACUACCUGGCAAUUGACUCCGUGUAUUCCCGGGUACUACACUCCGUACGCCCCCCCGACGGCUCCCCCACCCCACUGCCCUCCGUGGCUGUUGCGGGGGCAGUAGCGGGUGUGGCGCUCAGUGUCGUACUCGGCCCCACUGAGCUCAUCAAGUGUCGUAUGCAGCUGGCGGGUUCCUCCUCCCGCUACCCGGGGGGCCCUCUGCAGUGCCUGCGGGAGGUGGUGAGGUGGGAGGGCGGAGUGCUGCGGGGACUGAGCCGGGGCCUGGGAGCCACUCUGGCUCGAGAGAUACCGGGCAAUGCGCUGUUCUUUACCACAUACGAGGGCCUCAGACGCAGUUUGAUUGGAGACGUACGACAGUACCAGCACCAGCAUCAGCACCAGCAGCAAUCCCAGCAACCCCAGCAACAGCACAAGAGAGAAGUCGAACCGCCGCCGGGUAGCGCGACGGAGCCGCUACCUAAGCCGACAAGUUCCCAGGCCACGAGAUCAUUGCCGUACCUCGCGGCGACGCCGUAUCUUACCGGGGACAUCACAGUGGGGGCCGACGCGCGGGGCGAUGGCGGCAGCGGCAGCGGCAGCCGGGCUAGCAGAGGCGCACCGCCUCAGGAGAUUGCUUCCGGCUCCCGGCUGGAGCACCUGGAGGAGCAGCCGGACGGCGGCGGCGCCGCUGCAGCUGCCGCAGCCACCACGGCGCCGCAGCGCCACUGGUGCACGGAGGCCGCCAUCGCUGUCUUUUGCGGAGGAGCUGCUGGGACGCUGAUGUGGGCUGCCGUACUACCGAUCGACGUGGCGAAGACACGUCUGCAAACCUCUACGCCGGGGAGCAAGUGGGACGUCAGCCUGCGGACGCACUGGUUGAUGCUGUGGCGUGAAGGCGGCUUCUCGUCCCUGUACGCUGGCUUGACGCCAACACUGGUUCGAGCCUUUCCUGCUAACGCGUGCCAAUGGCUGGCUUGGGAGCUCGUGAUGCGGGGUCUCCGAGAUAGUAGCGAGAGCGUGAGCUGACAUGAAGGUGUAACCGGUAUAAGAGUUGGCCAGAGUGGAGGUUUGGAAAUGGGGGUGGUGAAUGGAACUCAAGGUUACCAUGCUAUGCCGCCCCGCAGCAAGCUCACAAGACAAUUGCCUGGUGUGCGAUACGUGCCCGUGUCAUGACCUUACGGUGUUACCAUAACAGUUCUCCAUCCAUACCCUUAGUUGUUACAGACCUAUGUAGUCUAGUGAACUUUUUACAAGAAGCGGCGUUGCUCCUUGCACAAGCUAUGUCAAGGGCACGUCUAUCCGCGCGCCCGUCCUGCUUAUAUGCAGCAGCACACCACCUGUGUACGCAUCGCAAUGGCAGCAAGCUAUGCAACAUGUCUAUGUCCAGAAUACAGUAUGACUAUCGAGGCCUUCGGUAUAGGUUGUUCACAUGAACUAUAGUUGUGGUCUAGGUCUGUCCGGGCACACAGCGACGGUAGACCAGGCAUGGGAUGCGUCAUCAUAAAGGAAGACUGAUUGGCCCGCGACACAUCUUAGCGUCAUGGCGAAACUACAGUAACGGUACAAAGGUACCCUAUACCAGCCACACGCAAGCCUUAUACACGUCCGACAGAGCAAGAUGACGAGAUAACUCGUCCAAGAUUGGCAACUUUCAGCACAGUGCGCAAGCUACCAAGACCUAAGUUCCAGGGGAGAGCUAAGUUCCGUUGCCCGUUUUAACACUAUUUCCAGCGCUUAUCACAUUACGAGAGCGAUGUUUAGGACAGAAUGCUAAAGCGACAUCAUAAUGCCCGAUGUGGUAUACGCACACAAGCUACGAAAAGAAUAUGAACCCCAAGCAGUGACAGUGUUGCUCAUCCUCAAUGGUCACUGUGCGCCCCAUAUACGCACGCUGCAGGCACCUACGGCCAGAGUUCGUUGCCAUACGCGGUGAUUUUGUAUGAUCUAUGCGGCACAAUCGAUCCAAGUUGUGUCUGCAAUACCACUGAUCACCACUUCUACGCAGUAACCCCGGGGCUGCAGGCCUCCUCUUCCUCAGGCAGCUCGGUAACAGAACAGCCAUUUGCUGCUAAGUCGCGAGCCGCGUCACGGGCGGCAGCACGAAUCGCGGCCUGCAAAACACUCCCCAUACUGCUGCGUGCUCCGCUGGGAGUGGCCGCGCCAGGGCCGACAACCGCAGUGCUGGCAGAUUGGCGCAGGGCGGAAUUGCGCCUGGACGAUGCGUUGGACUUGAUGGACAGGCGAGGGUUUGAGACGCUGCUAGACUUCCGCAAGGACGCUGAGAAGGGGUCAACGUAGCCCGCGCCAUCGUACACACCCUUG